This is a messenger RNA of Drosophila yakuba, 2755 nucleotides long. RefSeq lists its product as uncharacterized. The transcript is spliced from 2 exons. Lineage: Eukaryota; Metazoa; Arthropoda; Insecta; Diptera; Drosophilidae. The coding region runs from base 83 to 2419 and encodes 778 amino acids. Gene Ontology annotation, molecular function: metal ion binding. The record is from RefSeq and is a predicted model, not a curated record.
CCUCUUGCUUUUGCGCCGUGAAGCUUCUUUGAACAGUUAUUAUAUUUGCUUGGAUUGAAUUGAAUGGAAUUGAUUGUUUACCAUGAAUCUGGAAGGCAUUUCGAUGGUAAUAAAGCUGUUCGAAGACAACGUGCACAAGCUUCAAGGGAACCUACGCUCCUACCAAACCCAAGUGCAGCAAAUUCAAACGGAGCUCACAAAAAGAUGGACGCAUGCAGAUCGGCUGGACAGGAGUCUCAUCCCACUGCACGAUCACUUGGUGGGCAGUCUCAGCGAAGUUAAUGCUCAUGUGAUGAAGCUGAAUCUGCAACUACAACUCAACCGACAGUCUGCACAGAUGACAGAAGAUGAAAAUUCCGUGGAAUCCAUCGAUAAUCAGGAUUCGUCGAUUCACUCUGGCUUGCAAGCGAACGAAAGGAUGGCUAAAAAGUAUUGUAAUUCUAUGGAGCCGGCCUCCUUGGAAUCCUGCACUGAAGAGUCUUCGGUGGAGAUGCCCGUUGAUCUGUCUGUACGCGUGGUUGUGCAGGAAGCCUCUUCGACAAAACAGCUCGACGAGAUUUCGGUGGUCAAUGAAACACUGCUGCCUUUAGAAGUUUCCGACGAUAAAUGCAAUAACAGGGAAUCACAUGUAGACGAGAUCGGUGUGACCGUGAAGCCUUUCCACGAGGAGCGUAAAGCACGUAUUCGCCAGCCUUCACUAGCUUAUUCCCAAAAUUGUGGCCAGUCUAUCGAGAGUGAACUCUCCCAACUACAAAUAGAAAAAAUCCCAGUGGCCUCCAUGACUAUCCCGGAAACAUCAAAGACUAACAGUCCAGUGCCCCCUUGCAACCAGUCUCUUCCGGUUGUGAAACAAGAAACUCAAACAAUAAAAAAAGGUGUCUGUAACAAAAUCUCCAAGAACUCCUCUAACUUACCCACCAGCUGGCUGCUUGACGAUGCUACUCUGGAACCUACUUCAACUACCGAAAAAAGUCCCCAACUACCAAAGACCACAAGGAACCGAUCCCUACUGCCACCCACAGGUGGCACUGAAACAACCAGCUUUGGAAUCUAUUAUCAAAUCUUAAAAAACAUGAAUGCAUUUCCAGCGAAUACUAUCGUUUCUGCCGUCUUGGUACACGUGAACUUGGAGGAUAAUUGCGUCUAUGUGGCAAAAUGGGGUACCAGUUCUAAGAGGAUUCAGCAGCUGCUCCAGAAACAACUGUCACUGCAGGAGUUGGAACAGCUGCCCGACUACGGAGACAUUUUUGCAGUUCACGACGGCAUCAACAAUAUUAUAACACGCAUCACCAUUAACUCCAGUUCUGUGUGCGGAGGAUAUGAUGGUUACCUUAUCGACUAUGGUGAGCACAUUCACUUGGACGGCAACGAAACAAUAUACAAACUGCCGGAAGACAUCAAACGGUUGCCGGCGGAGGCCAUUAGAUGCGAUUUAACCAACUGUGAUAUCGCCAACAUGAGUCGUUUUCUCUACCAGUUUAUUAAAAUUCGGGUGCAUCAAAACAAUGGCACUAUACUCUUGGUGGAACCGGUCAAUGACGGAAUAAGCAGACCUACAGAUACACCCGGCACUAAAUAUCCUGCUGGAGUAACCGAGGAGGACAUGGCCAUGCUCAACGAAAUCGGUGAGAGCACCAGUGAUCCUCUGAAGGCAGUUCUGGGCUUUCAUCCCAAGGACGAGCAACGCAUUUGCCGGCACUACGAUCCCAAGCUAAACGGCUGCUUUAAGGGUAACAGUUGUCGUUUGGCUCACGAGCCCUUUGCUCCAGAUGGCGCCACCAAGGAUGUGGAGGUAGCUGGAGCUCUUCCAGAAACUACUUUUGAUACUCCAGGGCCUCAUAAAGUGGGCAGCACUGUCAACAUCUUGAUCACCUUCAUUAAUGGUCCCACCGAGGUUUAUGCCCAGUUUUUGGACGGAUCUCCGCCGUUGGUGUGGGACAAAAAGGAAGUGCCAGAGAGCAAACGGAUCUUCAAGUCCAAGCCGCGUCUUCUGGACAUUGUACUUGCUCUCUACAGUGAUGGUUGCUUCUAUCGCGCCCAGAUAAUCGAUGAAUUCGAAACUGAGUACAAGAUCUUCUAUGUGGAUUACGGCAACACGGAGUUCGUGCCCCUGAGAUGCUUGGCUCCAUGUGAAUAUGUGGACAGCUUGAAGCCGCACCGCAGCGUUAGUUGUCACAUGGAGGGAGUCGUCAGGUCAACAUAUCUGACACAGCAAAAGACAAUCGAAUGCAUCGAAUACCUUAAGAGUAAGCUACUAAACACUGAGAUGAAUGUAUUGCUGGUAGGGCGACUACCGGAUGGCUUCCUGAUUCGCUUCCUGGGCGAGUGGGCAGAUGUGCCGCAACAGCUGGUGAAACGUGACUACGCUCAGCUUAGCAGUUCAACUCGGCGUGUCUCCAUCGAUAAUGUUAAAGAUUAAUUAACAUAACAAUGGUUAAUUUGAAUGCAAUCAGUAGGGAAUUCAAAUCUUUUUUUUUUUUUGUUAAAAUUUAUAACGACUGCAUAAACAUCGCUUAUACACAUUUUUUUUGAAAAAUACUCAUUUUUUGUUGAACAUCUAUCUGAAUCGAUAUUUUAAGUUACCAACAAUAGUAGUUCUUAAGUUAUUUGUUCAUUUCUGACCAUGUAAUAAUUUGACCACCCACAUUAACAUGACAUUGUUUAUAUUUCUUAAGAAGUACUCUUACUGAUUUUGAAUUAGCACUACUUCGCAGCGAACCAAAUAAACUGGCUAUGUUCCAACAUGUUAUCCACA